AUGGCCUCCACUCUUAAGCCCAUCAAGCUCUACGGAGGGCCUCCCGCCCCACACCCCAACCCUCUGAAAGUCGCCCUCAUCCUCACCCUCCUCGAACUCCCCUGGGAAACUGUCCCAGUCGAGAUGUCUGAGGUCAAGGGCGCCGAAUACGAAGCCGUCAACCCUAACGGACGUGUGCCCUCAGUCUACGACCCAAACACCGACCUGACCAUCUGGGAGAGUGGCGCCAUUAUCGAAUAUCUAAUUGACCGCUAUGACGCCCAAGAGCCCCGCAAGCUGAGCUUCACGCCCCGCAGCGCUGAAGCUGAGCUUGCACGAUCAUUCCUCCAUCUCCAGAUCUCCGGCCAAGGCCCGUACUACGGCCAGGCUAUCUGGUUCAAAGUCUACCACGCCGAGAAGGUCCCCACUGCUGUGGAGCGCUAUGUCAAUGAGGCCAAGCGUGUCACUGGCGUGCUGGACAAAUGGCUUGCCAAGCAGAAGGAAGCUCACCAGGCGAGUCUCGGUGAUGGGCCGUGGCUAGUUGGAAAUAAGCUGUCUUACGCUGAUGUGGCGUUCGUUGCUUGGCAGCGUAUUCUUAACAGUCACCUUGCUGAGGAUGGAUUCAAGGCGGAUGAGUUCCCUCAUGCCAAAGAGUGGCUUGAGCGUUUGAUUGCUAGAGAGCCUAUUAAGGUUGUUCUCGAUACGGUUUAG
Penicillium canescens is the source of this 690-nucleotide messenger RNA. It is a transcript of the gene tpcF, whose product is annotated as glutathione S-transferase tpcF. The record is from RefSeq and is a predicted model, not a curated record. Bases 1 to 690 code for a protein of 229 amino acids. The transcript has a single exon. NCBI's taxonomy places the organism in Eukaryota, Fungi, Ascomycota, Eurotiomycetes, Eurotiales, Aspergillaceae.